Messenger RNA from Nothobranchius furzeri (turquoise killifish), 4706 nucleotides. RefSeq names its product cartilage acidic protein 1b (gene crtac1b). Gene Ontology annotation, biological process: axonal fasciculation. Gene Ontology annotation, molecular function: calcium ion binding. The record is from RefSeq and is a predicted model, not a curated record. NCBI's taxonomy places the organism in Eukaryota, Metazoa, Chordata, Actinopteri, Cyprinodontiformes, Nothobranchiidae.
CACUCAGACGAUCACCCGAGGACACGCCUACACACAGAUUCCCUGCUCCGUGAUUGGCCGGCUGCUUAGAUAUUCAGAAAGCUGCGCGGUAAUUGGCUGAAAUCUCACAGCAGCGAUUUCAGAAAGCACAUUUUUGGGAAGUUGUUCAAAGGGAAUAAUUGAGGGGGGUAAUCCCUUGAGAUAACGUCGGCACCCACAGCACAAUUAGCCGACUUUCCGCGUGUGUGUAGGUGUGUAUGUGUGUUUCUAACCCCCCUCCUCGCUCACCUUUCGCUGUCAAUCGCUGCAGGAUUUGUUGGGACUUUCCGAACCUCUCCGAACCUGUGAGGAUGUUGUUGUGCCUCCUUCUCUUCCUUUCUGCCCACUCUCUGGCUCAGAGAUCAGAGCCUAUGUUCUCGGCUAUAACUAAGUCCGUCCUGCCUCCAGACUACGAUAACAACCCCACGCAGCUCAACUACGGCAUGGCCGUCACUGAUGUAGAUGGAGACGGAGACCUGGAGAUAUUUGUAGCAGGCUACAAUGGACCAAACCUAGUGCUCAAGUACGACAAACAGAAGAAAAGGCUCGUCAAUAUCGCUGUCGACGACCGCGGCUCCCCGUUUUACGCCCUGAGAGAUCGUCAAGGCAACGCCAUUGGAGUGACAGCGUGUGACAUAGACGGGGAUGGACGAGAGGAGAUUUAUGUCCUCAACACCAAUAAUGCUUUCUCUGGUCGGGCAACGUAUUCUGACAAGCUGUUUAAGUUUCGCAAUGGACGCUUUGAGGAUCUGCUUAACGAUGAUAUUAACGAACACCGAGAUGUAGCCAACCCAAUGGCGGGGCGCUCAGUGGCCUGUGUGGACAGGAAGGGUACGGGCCGUUACGCGAUCUACAUCGCUAACUAUGCCAGUGGAAGUGUGGGGCCUCACGCUCUCAUAGAAAUGGACGAGGCAGCCAGCGACCUCUCGCAGGGUGUUGUUGCCCUCUCCAACGUGGCAGAGCAAGCUGGAGUCAACAAGUUAAUAGGAGGAAGAGGCGUGGUGGUGGGGCCCAUUGUUAGUCAGGCUCUGUCAGACAUCUUCUGUGACAACGAAUAUGGAUCUAACUUCCUGUUCAGGAACAACGGCGAUGGGACUUUUAUUGAUGUGGCGCAGCAGGCUGGUGUGGAGGACCCUAUGCAGCACGGCAGAGGCGUUGCUCUGGCAGACUUCAACCGGGAUGGAAGGACGGACAUCGUCUAUGGAAACUGGAAUGGACCUCAUCGUCUGUAUAUACAGCUGAAUAACCGCAAGCAGAAGUUUAAGGACAUAGCCUCCCAGAAGUUCUCCAUGCCAUCUCCAGUUCGAACCGUUAUCACUGCGGACUUUGAUAACGACAAUGAGCUAGAGGUCUUCUUCAACAACAUCGCCUACCGAGGACCAUCAGCCAACAGGCUUUUUAGGGUGAGCAGGAGGGAGCAUGGAGACCCCCAGAUAGAGGAGCUGAAUAUUGGGGAGGCAGCUGAGCUGGAAGGACGAGGAACUGGAGCUGUAGCUGCGGAUUUUGAUGGCGACGGCCAUCUUGAACUAGUAAUCUCUCACGGAGAAAGUGCAGCUCAACCGCUCUCCAUUUACAAAGUUAACCAGGGCCUCUCUAACUCUUGGCUGCGAGUAAUUCCACGAACCAAGAAUGGGGCUUUUGCCAGAGGAGCUAAAGUGGUCGUGUACACAAAGAAGAGCGGCCCACACACACGGAUUAUUGAUGGUGGCUCUGGUUAUCUGUGUGAGAUGGAGCCUGUUGCCCACUUUGGCCUUGGAAAGGAUGUGGCCACAAACGUUGAGGUCUACUGGCCAGAUGGACGCUCUAUAGCCCGUCCCCUGGAGCCGUCAGAGAUCAACUCGGUGCUGGAGAUCCACUAUCCAAGAGACGAGGAGGAAGUCACUCCUACUGUUGAAAUAGAGUGUGGUCAUGGGUUUGCUUUGAACGAGAAUGGCCGUUGCACAGAUAAAGAUGAAUGUACCCAGUUCCCCUCUGUGUGCCCCUCUGAUCGUCCUGUGUGCACCAACACCUAUGGCAGCUAUAAGUGUCGUGCCAAAAGGAGAUGCAACCAGGGCUUUGAGCCAAAUGAUGACGGCUCAGCCUGUGUGGCUCAGGUGGCUUACUUUGGUGGUACACGGUCCUCUGGUGAACGCCAUGCUUUCCACAUGCUUUCUUUUUCUAUCCUAUCACUCAUCUCCACCCAAUUGCAGACGGGACUGCUGUAGCUAUCACUUCUGAGCAGAGAUGUACAGAAACUCUACCUGUAAACUUUUCUUCUCCUCUCAAAAAAGGAAAAAGAUGCUCCCCCCUCUUCUCUAUGGAUCUCUGCUGUAUUUUUUCUUCUUUAUCAGCAUCUCACCACCUCCCCACAACAUCUCUGCUGCUAUAUGUCACUUCCUGGCUCCUGGCCCCCUCUGGACUCUAAAGAAACAUGCAGGGAGCAUGCUCGCUGGGAGCUACAGAGAUCAGAAGUAACUGUGUCACCUGUGGAGCGCCCAUGUCAUUGCCUGGCAUUUAUUUUGGUGGGACUUAACUGAUGCCAGGUCAGUGAGUGGUGCUACAGUAGAGCCACCGCACACACUCCAAGGCCCCAUCUGUGAUCCACCACGCUGCUACGCCAGUCCACACAAUGUGGUACAUAUGUUUUCUUUCUGGACUUAUUAGGGAGCUAAGGAAGCUGUAGGUUAUGUGUGCGAAGUGUGUGUAUGUACACGGACGUGUAUGAUCACAUAGAGAAAACAUAUGUCCGACCAUCUGUCUUCGAUGGCGGGAUGCUGUUUGAUACCUAUGAAUAAUGCAACAGGGCAGGGAAGAUGAUAAACAAAAGGCUAUGUGUGAGUGACUCCACAAAGAUGUUGAACCAGUUCAUUGUUUACGUGCACUGUGAUAGGAAAGUAGUUUAGGGUGAAAUUUCUAAUUAAACAAUUAGCAGGUGUUGAGAGGAAAAUGAUUUGAGAGAAAAUCAAGAGUUUUCAUUUGGUCUUUUUGCAGUAAAAGCAACUGUGAAAGAGCAAGUCACUCCCUACCAGAGGCUUACUCCACUUCCACUUCCUGUUCGAAAAAUGAUAAAAGACCCGCAUUUUUAUAGCACAUUUCAGAGUCAGAGGACUCCAAAGCACUUUACACUACAUUGUGUCAUUCAACCAUUCACACACACAUUCACACACUGAUGGUGAUGAGCUAAUGCAGCCACAGCUACCCUGUUGCCUGGAAGACCGAGAGGGUGGAGCCACUAACAAAUACACACACAGGCUAACAAUGACAUUGUGACAUCGUUAUGCACCAGCUAAUGUCAUAGUGGACCUCUUAGCCAAAAGCGAUGGCAGAUUUAAAUUCAAAUGCAUUGCUUAGUUUUUACCUGAAUGUGACGCCACACUGGCAGUUUUAAUCAGAAUAUUUAAAUUUUAACUAAAAUGCACCAAAGUGCCAAAUUAUUGACUACACAUGUCUACAGCACGAUUAGAGACUCAUUUAUAUAGUUAUUAAUAUUAUUAAUAAUAAUAAUAAUAAUAAUAAUAAUGGUUUGGAUUUAUGCAAUGCUUUUCAAGACACCCAAAUUGCUUUCCAUUAUUCAUGCACUCUCACAUUCACACACUGCCAGUGAUGGUAAUCUAUUAUGUAGCCACAGCCGCCCUGGGGCACUCUGACAGAGGCGAGGCUGCCAUUUUGCGCCAUUGUUCCCCUCUGACCACCACCAACACAGGCAAGUCGAGUGAAGUGUCUUGCUCAAGCACACAACAGCAGAAUACCGUUGGCGGGAGCUGGAAUCAAAUCCAUGACCCUCCAAUCAUGAGACAACCCGCUCUACCUCCUGAACUACUGCUGCCCCAAAAGACUAAUGACCCCUCAGCAGGCUGAGAAGAUUUAUCAGCAAAAAAAGUUGAUUUGGGGGUGAUUUGCUCUUUAAGUACUCAGUUAAAGGUACAAUAAGACUUUUUUUAGUGGAAUAAUCACAAAACAGUCUGUUUGAUCAUGUUGGAAUUAAGGUUGCAUUGAAACAUAUUUCCUUCUCAGCCUGCUGAGGGGUUGUCUGUUUUUCUCCUUUUAAAAAGGCUAAAGAGGGACAUAGUUACUGUUUACAAUCUGUCCUGCCUCCGUACUUCCAGAGCCAAUCAGUUUUGAGCGUGCAAGGUUGCCAUUUGUAAUUCCACAUCGGCCAACAAAGGGCAGCAUUGUGGAAGUAAUGGAAGUCAGUAAAAGGAACCUUAAAAGCCUAGUUUAUACUUCUCCAUCUGCAUCAGUGCAGAGACACCCAAUGCCAUUAUCUGUGGUCACAAAGACGAUCCAACAGGCUCGCAAGGACGAGCCCAGUUGUCUAAUUAUCCGCCAAAAGUGAUGGAGACUGCAAACCUGUGAUUGGGCAUGGUUCCGCUUCCUUUAACUUGGUCAACAGCACCGCCAUUAAAGUCAAAGUUAAAAGUUAAAGUCCCAUUGGUUGUCACACACACUGAUGUGUGUUCAAAAUGUGUUUUCCGCAUUUGACCCAUCCUGCAGACACGGGCGCGCUCGGGAACCAUUUGGUGGUUUAAUCCCCCAAUCCAACCCCUUAAAUCUGAGUGUCAAGCAUGGAGGCAUUGGGUCCCAUUUUUUCAAAGUCUUUGGUAUGAACCGACCAGGAAUCGAACCCUGAUCUCCCAGUCUCAGGGAAGACACUCUACCACUAGGCCACUGAGCUCAAAAUUAAAAUGAAAAAAAAAAAGGAAGCCAAA